ACCCCGGCCUCUACCUCUCCAUCAUUAACCCACCAAAACUUGGCUAUAAACAUUGGCUAGGCCAUGGCUUCCUCUUCUAGCGUACUCUCUCUAGGUCUUACCCUAGGGCUUCUGGUGCUCGUCCACGGCUGCUUCGGACAGAUCCUCGAGCAGCCGUGGCAGUGGCAGGGCCAGGGGCUGCAAGGGGGGCAGCUGCAAUCGCGUCGGCAGCAGAGGCACCCACUCCGUUUCAGGGCUGACUGCCGGCUUGAGAACUUGAACGUUCUCCAACCCUCUCGCACGAUCAAGGCCGAGGCUGGGGUCACUGAGAUCUGGGAUGAGAACGAGAAUGAGUUGAUCUGCGCUGGAGCCACCUUCCUCAGGCAUGUGAUCCGGAGGAACGGGCUAUACCUGCCUGCCUUCACCAAUGCACCAGAGCUCUUUUAUGUCGUGCAAGGGAGGGGUCUACAAGGAGUAGCUAUUCCAGGAUGCCCCGAGACGUACCAGUCUGAUGAAUCACAGUUCCAAGGCCGAGGAAGAGAGAGCCGCGGAGUCAGCGAGAGGGUUUCCGGUGAUAGGCACCAGAAGGUGAGAGAGAUCCGAGAGGGGGACGUCCUUGCUCUGCCGGCCGGCAUCUCGCACUGGAUUUCCAACCAGGGCCAAUCCGACCUCGUGCUAGUAUCCAUCGUCUACACCAGCAGCGAGCAGAACCAGCUCGACGAGAACAUCCGGAAAUUCUUCCUAGCCGGGAACCCGGAACAAGGAUUCUUGGGCGGUAGUCGCCGUGGUGGCCAAAGUACUAGAGGCAGAGGCGGCCAACAGGGGGGGAACUUUGGGAACAUAUUCCAGGGCUUUGACGAUGAGCUGAUAGCAGAGUCAUUCGGGGUUGAGAGUGAGCUCGCCAGGCGGCUGAGGUGCGAGGACGACAGGAGGGGCCACAUUGUGGAGGUCCGGGAGGAGCUCCAGGUCAUACGCCCACGACAAGAGGAGGGUGGACGAUCAGAAGGAUGGGAGGAGAGGGAGAGGGGGAGAGAGAGGGAGAGGGAGAGGGAGAGAUGGUGGAGCCCACGACAAGGUCGCGGCUACAGCCCGAAUGGGUUGGAGGAGACGCUGUGCACAAUGAGGCUGAAGGAGAACAUCGAAAAUCCGGUGCGAGCCGACUUUUACAACCCCCGGGCUGGACGAAUCACAAGCCUCAAUAGCUUCAGCCUCCCCAUCCUCAGCUACCUCCAGCUCUCCGCCGAGAGGGGUGUCCUCUACCGGGAUGCAGUGGUGGCUCCGCAUUUCUACAUGAACAGCCAUGCAAUAAUCUAUGUCACCAGGGGCAACGCACGGAUCCAGAUCGCUGGUGACUUGGGCCGGGCUGUGUUCGAUGGCGAGGUACAGGAGAACCAGGUCCUGGUCGUGCCCCAGAACUUCGUGGUCAUCAAGAAAGCCGGGAGCGAGGGCUUCGAGUGGGUCGCCUUCCGGACCAAUGACAACGCAAUGGUUGUACCGCUUGCCGGGAGGCUGUCGGUGCUCCGGGCCAUGCCGGAGGAUGUGCUGGUGAACUCGUACGGCAUCUCGAGAGAGGAAGCCAGGAGGUUGAAGUACAAUCGAGAGGAGGUGGGCAUAUUUAGCCCGGGGUCGAGGUCGGUACAUGGAAGGAGGGAUUGAGCUAUUAACUAGGAAAAAAUGUUAGGUCAUGUAACUCUUAAUGAUCCAAGAGCUAGCAGAGCUUACGAGUGUAGAGGGAGAAGGGUCAUGAAUUUGGAAUAAUAAAUAAGGUCCUCCUAGGUACGAGGAGUAUAAUGGAAGUGUCUAUGUAAGUGUCCCCUUUUCCUUUUUAUGUGUAGUUUGCACUUUCGGGAAUCAAUGAAUACCUGUUGCAUGAGUCAAAUCA
Punica granatum (pomegranate) is the source of this 1861-nucleotide messenger RNA. The record is from RefSeq and is a predicted model, not a curated record. Lineage: Eukaryota; Viridiplantae; Streptophyta; Magnoliopsida; Myrtales; Lythraceae.